AUGGCGUCGACACAGACAACCUCCAAAAAAGACGACAAGGCCGCCGAGACGAAGCCUGACCAGCAACAGCAGGCUGCCGCAGAGCCGAAGCCAGCCGCGCUGGAGGAAGACGACGAAUUCGAGGAUUUUCCUGUAGACGACUGGCAAACCGAGGAGACAGAGGCCGCGAGCGGCGACGGCACGACACAGCACCUGUGGGAGGAAUCGUGGGAUGACGACGAUACAAGCGACGACUUCUCGGCGCAACUUAAGGAGGAGCUGAAGAAGGUUGAAGCCUCCAGGAAACGGUGA
Canariomyces notabilis is the source of this 291-nucleotide messenger RNA. RefSeq lists its product as uncharacterized. The transcript is spliced from 3 exons. The coding region runs from base 1 to 291 and encodes 96 amino acids. NCBI's taxonomy places the organism in Eukaryota, Fungi, Ascomycota, Sordariomycetes, Sordariales, Chaetomiaceae. Gene Ontology annotation, cellular component: proteasome regulatory particle, lid subcomplex; proteasome complex. The record is from RefSeq and is a predicted model, not a curated record. Gene Ontology annotation, biological process: mRNA export from nucleus; proteasome assembly; double-strand break repair via homologous recombination.